GCUUUGGCUUUUACCUACAGAGAGAAGCCUCUUCUCCUGGCCUCACGCUUCUCCUUCCUCUUCUUCUUCUUCCCCUUCCUGGACCGGAUCCCCCAGCUCGAUUUGUUCCGAUCCUAUUUCUUCCUCCCCCCAACCACCUAAGAUCCGGAUCCGGGAGCGGGUUUCUCUCCAGAUUCUCGCACUGACUCCUUAUUUCCUUAACCGACCUACUAGUAGUGGUAGUUGUUUCUGUACCAUCUCCCCCUCGUUCUAAUCCUCGCGAGAUCCUACCGGCGCCGCUCCUUGGGCAGUUGGGCCGUCCGUUCUUGGUUCGAGCCCCGUUCUGGGUUCCUCUGAUGGGUAGUUGAUUCGCUUUCUAGUUUGGUGUUUGUGUACGUGUUUGUGGAGUAGGGAGGAGAGAAGUGGUUGGGUUUCUAAUUUUCGUUGCUUUCCCUUUCCCUGCUUUGAUUAGAGAGAUUUAGAGAUACAAACAAAAGCCGUUUUUUCGUUUACCCAUUUUGUGAGCAGAAUUUUGUCCCUCCUCGAUCUAUCUUGCCCCCAAACUGCCACUGCCUUGUGCUCUAAUUUGGGCGGAAAAGAUAUUUGAUUGGAACAUCUUCUAAUUGAAGAUACGAUCAACCUCAGAAUCCUUCUUUUGUCUUCGUCUAUCUUCUUAGAUCUCACGAGUGUUUCCGCAAAUUUUUUAACUCGGAUCACAAGGAGUCAAGAAAUUCUUUUGCUUUGUUUCCCGUAAUGGCCAUGUCUCUGGCCCGCUUCUCCCACUGGAUAUGGCCGGGGAAUAGAACCCGGAGAGCUCGCGAGCUACCGGCGGGAAGCACGGCCGCGAGUCACGGUCUGUUCCCGGACUCUCCCUCCGGGUUCCGAGAGCCCAACGCUGUCAGGCUCCCGAGCUCAGGCUGCGGCGGCCCGCGGCCGAGGAAGGGCAGGAACCGCCGGCCCAGCCGAGAGGACUCCAUGAUAGACAGGGAGCACGACAUGGUCAUCGUUCCAUCCGAUGGCGGGGGGUACCUUUCGGACUCUGACUCUGACAACUCCGACUGGUCCAUCGGCUGGCUCGAGCCGCAGGCGCCGGAGAUGCAGAGCGAUGGUGACUCUGAGGGCAGCUUCGCCGUCCUUGUGCCCUGCUACCGUCAUGGCCGUGUUGAGCAGCCUGUGCAACCCAACAGCCGCAUUCCUGCUCACAGGGUUCUGCCCGACGACAGUCUUACCGGUGGCAAUACUUUUGUGGAGCAGUGGCUUUCUUCCCUUCAGAACUGAUGAUGUCUUCAUUCUCUGUGGCUCCGAUCCGAUGUAUAUAGUAUCAUUCCAUCCAACCUAUUGUAUUCAGCUUUUGUAAUAUAUCGAUGAAGGAAGAGAUAAAACCCAAAAGUACAAAAAAAGAGAGAGAUUAAAACAAGAGGGGUGGCAGAAGUUUUAAAGCAGCAAUGCAUGGGUGUUUCCUUCCUGAGGUUUCAAGGCUAUGGUACUCUGCUGGAGAAGUUAAAGAGUCAUGAACAACAUGAGAUGUGUGUUGCUGAGAAGCUUACUGAGAUCUGCUGACUGAUGACAAUUGGAUAAUACAAAUUGCUAGAGUGCUCUUAAUUAGUUCCAUUUGCUUCUAAGCAUUGAAAUUUGAAACUGAGUGUAUAUAAAUAAUGUCGUCGCGCCAUUUGUGUGAUCUUGAUUCUUCUGUAUAUAAUCAUGAACAAUGGGAAUGGGCUCUUUUGAGUUCUGCAAUUCUUGUGUAUAUAAACUGCCUGUUUAUAAAGGCCAGUCUAUCAAUUAAUGUGAAGUGCCCUAUUAUUCUGCUGGUGUCUAAA
Molecule: messenger RNA, 1799 nt
Organism: Brachypodium distachyon (stiff brome)
Lineage: Eukaryota; Viridiplantae; Streptophyta; Magnoliopsida; Poales; Poaceae
Exons: 2
Coding region: 733-1257 (174 amino acids)
Source: RefSeq, a predicted model, not a curated record